AAUGUCCAUCCCAACUACAAAGUCUCCUUCGAGUCUGUCGUCCUCUACAUUCCAGACUUGAUGAUUCUGGAGAACAACGAGUGGUUCAAUGACAAGAUUCUCAGCUUCAUCGGGGAGUAUUUGAUGAUUCGCAUCGCUGACAGAAAAGUCCACGUGUUCCUACCGCCUGAGACGGAGAUGAUUCGUCAUGCGAAGGGGGAGGAAGAGGUGGAGAUGUACUUUGGAAUGUUGGAGGUUCAUCUGAAGCCAGUGGUCGCCUUCAUCGUGAACAACAAUGAAGACGUCACCCGCGCCAACGGUGGCUCCCACUGGUCUCUUCUCGUCUUCGACCGCAAAACCGACGACUUCUAUCACUUCGACUCCGCCAACAACUACAACCACGCCGCCGCCGAAGCGCUCAUGGAAAAGUCGAGAUGGCUCGUUGGCCAAGAAGACGGCACCCGCAAAUUGAUCGCCGUGAAGUGUCUCCAACAGGAGAAUGGCAAGGAUUGCGGUGUCUACGUGGCAAACUUUCUUCAUGCCUUGUGUGAGCAUCAGAAUGUGGAGGAUAUCGGAAAAAUGGAGAGGAUUGUGUUGCCAAGACAAGCCUGGAGGGAUCUGAUCUUGAGUUUCGGCACUUUCGUGUUCUGGAUCACCCAGGACGACACAAGUCUCCUUAUCAGAAUCCGAGCACCGCAUGGUAAUCUCGCCGAGCUGGACUAUGAUCAUGGCGGUUUCAUGUUUGUCUUCACAUGUCCACCGUACUUUUUGAGACUCCAAUUCAAACAAAUGGUUGAGGAGUACGGUAGUGGGAAUGGCAAAGUUGAGUGGAAGUCUGAAGAAGGAGAAUUUCAUAUAAGAAUCCCUAAGGUUCAUAAAAAUGAGCAAUUUACGAAUUUGGACAUGAUCACAGAGCUUCUGAAUCCGACGCUAGAACCUCAUGGAAGGGCAAUGGUGGAGGAAUUAGAAGACGUGGAUUCAGAAGACGUGGAUCCAGAAGACGUGGAGGAGGAUCCAGAAGGCAACGAAUUUCUCAUAGAUCAAGAGGUUCCAGAGCCAGAAUGCCCUCAAACCGACGAUUUUCUCAAAAAUCAUGGAUAUGGAUUUGGUUGGACAAAGAUCGGAGUGAUCGAGAGACUUCGUGCGGAGAUUGGGAAGAUUGUGGACAUUCAGAAUCCAGAAGACGUGGAGAUUGAGAAGAGAGUUGAGGAGAUGAGCAAGGUGGAUUUAGAGGCGUUCGAUGAGGGACGCUAUUUAGCCGAUACCCUGGAACCCGAACAGGAUCUUCUCUCCAUCAUCGCCUCUCCAUUCUCCCUUCCACUAGAUCUCACAGAUGAGGAUCGUGUGCGCCUGAAGGAUCUCCGAAAAACGAAAAUUCAAAAAAUCUGGGCUUCCGAUCUGGAAAUUGCCACGUCAUUGGUAGAUAUUCUCUAUGCAUACUGUUAUGAUCAACGUGUCAAUCAAUGGGAGACAAACUGUGAAUCGGGAUGGACCUGCUCCAAAUUAUCACCCAGUUUGAGCUAUUUCGUCAAGUUUGGAAGUGUCAAAGCGUGCCUCAUCUCCUCGAUCCGCCGCUCCUUGACCUAUCCACUCUACCGUAACUUCUCCCUAUCCUCUCAAAUCAUUAACGACGUCUGCCACGUCAUCAAAUCCGAUCGUACCGCCCUUCUGCACAUCCUCUGUGACAUCCAUCGAAUUUUCAUCGAAUCCGGAGAGUUUCGUUAUAUCCUCAACGAUCUUUUCAUCACGGACUACAUUUUCUGGAUUCAAAGUGUUCCUGAAGACGUGCUGAAGACGAUUCUGAAGGAAAUGGAAACGGAGGGAAUUCAAAAAGAAGACGUCGGAUGGGAUUUGGAGAUUCUGGAGACGGAAGCGAGAAUAAUAGCGGUUGCUUUGGAUAGUGACGAUGAACCGGAUCAUUAA
Molecule: messenger RNA, 1902 nt
Organism: Caenorhabditis briggsae
Lineage: Eukaryota; Metazoa; Nematoda; Chromadorea; Rhabditida; Rhabditidae
Exons: 6
Biological process (GO): box H/ACA snoRNP assembly; proteolysis
Cellular component (GO): cytoplasm; nucleoplasm
Molecular function (GO): cysteine-type peptidase activity
Source: RefSeq, a predicted model, not a curated record